Zea mays is the source of this 2834-nucleotide messenger RNA. Its product is annotated as putative protein kinase superfamily protein. Gene Ontology annotation, molecular function: protein kinase activity; ATP binding. The transcript is spliced from 9 exons. Gene Ontology annotation, biological process: protein phosphorylation. Lineage: Eukaryota; Viridiplantae; Streptophyta; Magnoliopsida; Poales; Poaceae. The record is from RefSeq and is a predicted model, not a curated record. Bases 917 to 2455 code for a protein of 512 amino acids.
GCUGAGACGAGGCGAAGCGGGUUGGCCGAGGUCGAGGCCGGGAAUGGUGGCGGGUGGCGGCGUGGCAAAAGCUACUGCUCUGCUCUGCUCGCUGCCCGCUCCCAGAGUCUGAUCCAAACGCCUCGCUGGUGUCAUGCUGAUGCGCCCUCCCCUCAGUUAACUAUUCUACUCUUCUGCUCUGUCAGCAGACCACGAGACGCGCGCGCGAAACUCUUCUCUCUCCUUUGCGCACCUCUUUCGUCGUCGUCGUCGUCGAUCUUCCUCCGGUCAGUUUUCACCGCUUUUACUUUACAGUCCACUCGUACCCGCGCCAGCCAUUUCUCUGUUUGACUGCCGCCUUCCUUGCGCCCCCACCCGUUUCUCUUUUGUUUCGCACCCCUCCAUCCUUCACUCCUCGCUGGUCCAGCCAUUAAUGCCACCACCUGCUAUACAUCACUACCUUCCUCUUCCCUCCCGCAGUCUCCGACCUCUCUCUCUCCUCUCUCUUUCUUUUUCUCUCUCUCCCUCGCUUUUUCUGCUGUCUAUCCCCGCGCCGCGCGAGGUUGCUGCCUUGGCCUUGCUGGUUCUUUGCUUGUGGGAUGAGUGGAAGGAAGGCCGGUCCUCGCUGCAGAAAGAGGUUCAUGCUUUAAACUGUCCUCUCGUUUUAUUCUAUCGAGCGUCGGUAUCCUGAUGGGAUUGGGGUCACGAGAGGACUUGGGGACCUUUUCCCCUUUCCCCUGGCUGUAGAAUUCAGCAUCCUGUAUGCAUCGAUGAAAGGAGAGGGGCACAAUCUUGGGCCACAUCUAAUCUCUCUGGCUGUGGCGCUUGGAGAAGACUUCAUCUGCACGUGCUGCUGAUGUGCAUUAGAGGAUCCGUGCUGAUAAUAUACAGCUGACACCCACAAGAUCGACUGGAUAAGUUCGAGCCUGACGGCAUCAUGGGUUCCGGCGAUUUGAGCUCGGAGAUGGAGAGGACGGUUCUUGGCCUGACGCUGUGGGUCUGGAUUGCCAUCGGCGUGGUCGCGCUUCUCGUGGCAAUCCUGCUGAUGAUCUGCAUUUGGGUGGCGUCCCGCCUGAGGACCAAGAGAACCAUGGACAGCCUGAGGCAGACGCAGAUCCCCAUCUACUCCAAGGAGAUCCCCAUCGACCGGGUCGGCGGGCGCAGCCUGGCACAGACAAUGCAUGAGCGCGAGCAGCCGAGCUUGCCGCCGCCGGACAAGUACGCGAACCGGGAGCCGGCCGGGGCGGCUGUGGGGCACCUGGCACUCAGCAAGUCCUCGGAUCAUGACAACAUGAGCCAGGGGAGCUCGGUUUGCAAUGCUGACCGUGCUGGCACUGGCAGCAUGCACUCCGGUGAGGAUGGGAGCUCAGGACCUCGGAGGAAACCCAACUCUCCUGCGGCGUUCGUGUCAGCUUCGCCCUUGGUUGGCCUUCCGGAGUUCUCGCAUCUUGGUUGGGGUCACUGGUUUACUCAGCGUGACCUUGAACUUGCUACCAACCGCUUCUCUAAGGAGAAUGUGCUCGGGGAGGGUGGUUAUGGAGUUGUGUACCGUGGACGUCUGGUGAAUGGAACUGAAGUCGCAAUAAAAAAGAUCUUUAACAACAUGGGGCAGGCAGAAAAAGAAUUCAGAGUGGAAGUUGAGGCUAUUGGCCAUGUCCGACAUAAGAAUUUGGUUCGGCUGUUGGGAUAUUGUGUUGAGGGCGUAAACAGGAUGCUAGUAUAUGAGUUCGUGAACAAUGGUAAUUUAGAGCAGUGGCUUCAUGGAGCUAUGCAUCAGCGUGGUGUUUUUAGCUGGGAAAAUCGCAUGAAGGUUGUAACAGGCACUGCAAAAGCGCUUGCUUACCUUCAUGAAGCUAUUGAGCCAAAAGUUGUACAUCGAGAUAUAAAAUCAAGCAACAUAUUGAUUGAUGAUGAAUUUAAUGGCAAAGUAUCUGACUUUGGAUUGGCUAAACUUUUGGGAUCAGACAAAAGCCACAUUACUACUAGAGUGAUGGGAACAUUUGGAUAUGUUGCACCUGAAUAUGCUAAUACUGGAAUGUUAAAUGAAAAGAGUGACGUUUACAGUUUUGGCGUUCUCUUGUUAGAAACUGUGACAGGAAGGAAUCCUGUUGACUACAGCCGAUCUUCCAAUGAGGUCAAUCUUGUUGAAUGGCUUAAAACAAUGGUGGCCAAUCGGAGGGCAGAGGAAGUGGCUGAUCCAAGCUUAGAGGCUAGACCCAGUAUCCGGGCUCUCAAGCGGGCUCUUUUGGUGGCACUGAGGUGUGUUGAUCCUGACUCUGAAAAGAGACCUAAGAUGGGCCAGGUUGUUAGGAUGCUUGAGUCAGAAGAAGUACCAUACCGGGAGGAUCGGAGAAAUCGUAGAAGUCGCACUGGAAGCAUGGAUAUUGAGUCCAUUGCAGAGGGUUCCAACUCUGCGGAGUUUGGAAAGAAGGUAGAAAGGACUGGAAGCUCUAUAUCUGACAGAUCUCAACCAUGAGGCCUGGAAAUCUAAGCUAUAUCAGGAACUGUCUCAGAAACGAUGUUAAUCACCAAGGUGAUUGCUGUCCUGAUAGGGGAUGCUGGUAGGUGACAGAGGCAAGGCAGGCCCAGGUAUUACUGCCUAAGUAUUAGGCUUUAGUUUUCAGGUGCAGUAGAAGCAUUCUUGGAUGAGGAACCUCCUGGUCUCCUCUUAUUUGUAUAGGUAUAUGUUGGUGCCUGAGGAAUUCCUCUUGGUUUGGGUGUUUAACAUUUGUUCGGUUCUUUUAUUUCUUGCAUUGUUGCCUUCUUAAAUCAGUUUCACUUCUCCCUGAUGAAAUGCUGAACAUGAGGUUGUGGACUUGUGGUCUUAGCGAUACUGCUUGUCAUUGUUUUUCAUA